This is a messenger RNA of Monopterus albus (swamp eel), 2968 nucleotides long. RefSeq names its product sigma non-opioid intracellular receptor 1 (gene sigmar1). Gene Ontology annotation, cellular component: endoplasmic reticulum. The coding region runs from base 109 to 777 and encodes 222 amino acids. NCBI's taxonomy places the organism in Eukaryota, Metazoa, Chordata, Actinopteri, Synbranchiformes, Synbranchidae. The record is from RefSeq and is a predicted model, not a curated record. The transcript is spliced from 5 exons.
ACACACCUCCCCUGCUAAUCGCGUGCUUGGAGUGACCUGUGUACUUUUGUGUCCCUAUGUAGUACAACGUGCUCAAGAGUCUCCGUCUGUGCACGUUUUGCUUUAACCAUGUCUGCAGUCAGAGCGAUUCUAAGACUGUUCGUGUUCGCCGCGUUCUCCGUCCUGGCUGUGCUUCUGCUGAGGCACUGGAUGGCCAACAAGCAGUACGUCUUCAACAAAGACGACGUCGCCAAAUUGGCCAAACAGUACGCUGGACAGGACCACGAGCAGGCCUUCUCAAAAGUGGUGGUGGAGCUAAGGAAGAGGUAUCCUGGCCACAUCCUGCCAGAUGAGGACCUGCAGUGGGUGUUUGUAAAUGCUGGAGGCUGGAUGGGCUCCAUGUGUCUGCUCCAUGCUUCACUUACAGAAUACUUGCUGCUUUUUGGUACAGCAGUGGAUACAGGAGGACACUCAGGUCGUUACUGGGCUGAAAUUUCUGACACCAUCAUCUCGGGCACCUUCAGACAGUGGAAGGAGGGAACAACCAAGAGUGAAAUAUACUAUCCUGGUGAUACCAUCGUACACGGUGUAGGUGAGGCGACAUCGGUCCAGUGGAGCGCUGGGACAUGGAUGGUGGAGUAUGGCAGAGGUUUCAUCCCCUCCACGUUGGGGUUCGCUCUGGCAGACACCCUGUUCAGCACCCAGGACUUCCUUACAAUGUUCUACACUGUGCACGUCUACGUUAAGGGUAUGCUGCUUGAGGCUGGUACACUACUUACAGAUGCUGGAAUUUUUUGAGGUAUGCUCAAAGCUUGGACACUCAAACAUGGACAUUAACAUCAAAAGAUCACCUUGUCAUGUCAUUUUACCCCUGGCACGCUAAAAUCAGUGGUGCAGAGAAAUCCGUGCCAGAUGAUCUCAAGUUUACAUAUUCAGUGUUUUUUGCUGAAACUGUAGACGAUCCAAAUUGGGAUCGAUACAGUUGAUUCCAUUUUCAUUCAAAGUCUGGCCCCUCAUAAAAGCUAUAGAAAAGAAAUGUUUGAACCCUCCUUGUUCUAGUCAACGUGUAGCCCCUUGAGAUAACACUACUGUGUUCCAUACGAACAAACCAUUCUGAAUCAUGCCCUAGCCUGUCGUCCACACUUCUCAGCAUCUCGCUCGGUACAACAGAAGCAUUCCUCUGAGCUCUUAAACUGCCUGCAUAGUCAGUGAGGUCAUUACCCAUAAAAAUAAACAUCAUCCACAGUAUUAUUAAGAAUUAAAGAAUUUAAGCCCAAAGACCUUCUGACUACUCUUCCCAAAUUUGUGUUUAUUCUGAGAAUAACAAGGCAUCACUCCAGGUCUUGGAGUAUUAACUUUUUUAGCAACCAGUAAUAUUUACAAAUAGAUAUAUAACUUGAUAUUUAAACUCCUUCAUUGUUGCACAUUUCAGGACCAAGGAAUCACUUUUAAAAUGAAUAUGCAUUGUUUAAUUUGGCUUGUAAACAAAAUAUAAUGCAAAAGCACCGUUGUCUUUAUUUUUUUUUAGUAAUAUCCAUCUCACAUUUAUAUGCAUGUGAAUUCUCAGGUCUUGUGUGACUCUAGCUUUAUGAAUAUUUAACUUUUUAAACCAUUCACAGAAUUGUUGGCAAAGAUCAAGCCUCUUGAUAUGGCACACCCUUUCUUCAUUUACAGUCUGUUUGUAAUGCCUGGGUCAAACUAUGUGAUUUUGACUGUUAUGAUGGUCACUAUGUCAAAUUGCAAGAUUAUAGUCAUAAAUUCUUGAGAGAGGGCUAUGGCAGACUAUACAUUGGUACCCAACAUAUCACAGCCUGAUGUCGUUCAUGACUUGGAGGUGCCAGGGGCUGGGAGAAGAGUGUGUGAUACCGGCUGCUUGUGUUCAGAAAAUCAUUAAAAUGGUGGGGACCUGUCUGUGGGUUGCACAAACAGCAAAUCAGCCUGUGUUGUCUCUCCUUCACAGAUGACUUGAAAAAGCAGUUAAAAAUAGGGGAGCUACUUCACAAGGCUGACUAUGAAAGUCACUAUACUAACAUUAGCUGUAACACUGUAAUAUUUAAUGAAUAUGGUUCAGUCCAAUAUGGCAAAAUGAUGUUAACAGAAGAGCCAUCGGUGUUCCUAUUGGUCUGCAUCAGCCCACCUCAUCAUAAAUAUUAAAACCAAUUCUGACAUACUAGACUUUGUCGGGACAUCGUGAGGUGUCCCAGAUGCAGUAUCGGUCGUUGUUUACUAUGACACACUAUACAAAAUAAAAUAAUCAGUAGUCAUGUCCAGCGCCCUACGUCCAUCAUGUUGGGCUGUUUUUGGGCUUAAAUCGUGUAGUAUGAACCGGGCAUAAGGUGUAUUUUUGAAAAUGUUGAAAACCUGGGAGAAUAUGGUUCAGAAAACUGCUUGGAUGAUGCGAGUGUAAUGUCCUGUUUUGCCCCAGUGUGGACCAUGCUGAGAUGCAUACCAGCUCAGAGACAGCAGGGUUUUAGUGAUUAUUGUUACUGUCCUGGUUUGUCCUGGAUGAAUUCAGAUCACCUGCGCAGCAACAGAUUUAUUUUAGUUUUCUUGUUUUGCAACACAUUUCUAACAAUCCCAGCAUUUUAAGGCUUAUUGUAUAAGGGUUCAGUCCUUAAUUCAUCCCAAAAUAUUGGUAGACAUUGUCAGUUAAAUCAACUUGACUUUACUUUUAUAUUAUGAAGCAUAAAAUUUGUACUACAUACCAUAAAAACUGUAUAUUGUAGUUGGAUGCCAAAUGCUGUUUGGGGAAAAUGUGGGAGCUCUUAUGAAGAUGUUUGCACAAUUUAUGUUUGAAAAUGGAAACACACUGCUCUUUUGUACUGUAGACCUCUGCUGUGGUGAACUCUACACCUGUCAUUUCAUUUGAUGGGAUGGACUGAAGUUGUAAAAAGUGACUUUCAAAAACUGGUUCUGUGAAGUUAGGGUUACAAACAUUUUUGAAAAUGUUUGUAACCCUAACUUGUAACCCUGUAAUGAAAAAAAAAAA